Molecule: messenger RNA, 1626 nt
Organism: Brugia malayi
Lineage: Eukaryota; Metazoa; Nematoda; Chromadorea; Rhabditida; Onchocercidae
Gene: Bma-elpc-3
Exons: 11
Coding region: 1-1626 (541 amino acids)
Biological process (GO): tRNA wobble base 5-methoxycarbonylmethyl-2-thiouridinylation
Cellular component (GO): cytoplasm; elongator holoenzyme complex; nucleus
Molecular function (GO): acyltransferase activity, transferring groups other than amino-acyl groups; iron-sulfur cluster binding
Source: RefSeq, a predicted model, not a curated record
AUGACUGCGGGAGAGAUUUCUGAAGAGGGGACGAAAGCAGUGAAUGUGAUCAUUGCUCACUUAAUUAAAGCUCAUCAAGAGGGAAAAGACGUUGAUUUGAAUCGUCUGAAGAGUAAGGUCUCAUCAGUCUAUGCAUUAAGUCGUCAGCCGAAAUUAGUUGAUAUUAUUGCAGCAGUGCCUACGGAGCAUAGGAAUUGGUUGGUGCCAAAACUGAAAGCUAAGCCAAUUCGAACAGCCAGUGGUAUUGCUGUUAUUGCUGUUAUGUGUAAACCUCAUCGUUGUCCUCACAUUAAUUUUACAGGUAAUAUCUGUGUAUACUGUCCUGGUGGACCAGAUUCCGACUUCGAAUACAGUACUCAGUCCUAUACGGGUUAUGAGCCAACUUCGAUGCGAGCAAUACGUGCUCGUUAUAAUCCUUUUUUGCAGACAAGAAGCCGAGUAACACAGCUUAUGCAGCUUGGGCAUAAUGUUGAUAAAGUAGAAUUCAUAGUAAUGGGAGGUACUUUCAUGUCAUUACCGGAUGAUUAUCGGGACUAUUUUAUUCGAAAUCUUCAUGACGCAUUGACUGGUCAUACUAGCAGCAGUGUGUCUGAGGCAGUAGAAUUCAGUGAACGAAGUCGAGUGAAAUGUAUUGGAAUAACGAUCGAAACAAGGCCUGAUUAUUGUUUACCGAAACAUUUAGAUGAAAUGUUGAGCUACGGUUGUACAAGAUUAGAAAUUGGUGUUCAGUCAGUAUACGAAGAUGUUGCUAGGGAUACGAAUAGAGGGCAUACUGUCAAAGCAGUAUGCGAAUGUUUUGAAAUAGCAAAAAAUGCGGGUUACAAGGUGGUAAUACAUAUGAUGCCAAAUCUCCCUAAUGUUGGGAUUGAACGAGACAUGGAACAGUUUAUCGAGCUUUUUGAAAAUCCAGAAUUUCGACCAGAUGGUCUUAAAUUAUAUCCAACGUUGGUCAUUCGUGGCACUGGCUUAUAUGAACUAUGGAGAACUGGACGUUAUAAAAGUUAUCCACCAGAGAUUUUGGUGGAUUUGACGGCUCGUAUUCUCGCUUUGAUCCCUCCAUGGACUCGUGUUUAUCGUGUACAACGUGAUAUACCAAUGCCGCUUGUUACUAGUGGAGUACAGUAUGGAAAUCUUCGCGAACAUGCUCUUGCACGUAUGAAGCAACUUGGUACUGCAUGUCGAGAUGUUAGGACACGUGAAGUUGGAAUUCAGGAAAUACAUAAUAAAAUCGUUCCUUACCAAAUUGAACUGAUUCGUAGAGAUUAUGUCGCUAAUGGUGGAUGGGAGACAUUUCUUUCUUACGAAGAUCCAGAACAGGAUAUUUUAGUUGGUCUGCUAAGAUUACGAAAAUGUGCAGAUAGAGUUCAUCGAUCUGAGUUAAAGGGUGGAGUAUCAAUUGUUCGUGAACUGCAUGUCUACGGUUCAGUAGUACCGGUAUCGGCUCGAGAUCCAUCCAAAUUUCAGCAUCAGGGAUUUGGCCAAUUACUAAUGGAAGAAGCAGAACGAAUCGCCAGAAACGAACAUUACAGCAGAAAAUUAGCAAUUAUUUCUGGUGUAGGUACAAGGAAUUAUUAUCGGAAAAUGGGGUACGAACUGGAUGGUCCUUACAUGUUGAAAUCGUUAUAA